AUGGCCGCCGCGCUGCGGGCCGCGCUCUGCAGCGGGCUGCUGCUCCUCGUUUCUGGAAUGGUCCCAGAGCCCCAGAACGUGAGAAUUACUUCAGUCAAUCUGCACAGCACCUUGCAGUGGGAUGCACCACGGUUCCCCAGAGGAAACCUCACCUACACUGUGCAGUCCAAGAGCAUCUACUACCCUGGGGGACAGCUUUGAGACGCUGGGGACAGAGCUGAGGCUGCCCGGUGUGACGUGUCCUCGCUGUCACCCUACGGCAGCUACGCGCUGCGGCUGCGCGCCGAGGCAGGAGAGCUGCACUCCCCCUUCACCCUCCCCUUCAAGCCCAUGGAUGACACUGCUCCCCCAGCUUCCCUUUGGUGUGUUUGUGUGUUUGCAGGCAGCUUCAGGUGGACACCAGGCACAAGCUCAGAGAUCCUGGCCCAGCUGGAGCCAUGGACAGUUUACUGUGUCCAGGUGCAGGCGCUGAUUCCCGAGUGGAACAAGACAGGGCAGCUGAGCAGGGAGCUCUGUGAGCAGACAACCCACAAUGGUGUAACCCCUGUGUGGAUCAUUGUGACUGUUCUGGUGGGGUCCAUGCUGGUCGUGGGCACAGCUGUCACCGUUUGUUUCUUCUUCAGUUUUUAUGUGUACAGACUCAUCAAACAUGUUUUCUGCCCUUCCUACAUUUUCCCAGAACACUUGAAAGAGUUUCUGAGCAAACCUCCUGGUGCUCCACAGCCUUUCCCUCCCCGAGAAGAGCUGCUGGUUUGUGACAAGCUGACAGUGAUUGCAGAGCAAUCCCAAACCCUCCCUGGAGGGGCUGGGGAUGGGGCCAGCAGGACACCAGAGCUCCCUCAGGACCCUGCACAAGGAGAUGACUCAGGAGUGGGAGCAGCCUCAGGAAAGCCCAAAGAUCCUCCUCGUUCUUCCUUGGAAAAGGAGAAGCAAAUGGACUUUGGGGUUUGUCUCAUUGCUGUUUUCCAGCAGGAAAACCCCACAGACAAACACGGCGUCACAGACUUUUGACAGAACCAUUUUAUUUUUUUAAGUACAAGAAACUUGGCUCUAAAUGAGGAAUUAAAUGAUCCAUAACUUUUGCCACUGCUGGUUGUGGCUCCCUGAGCAAUUGUAGCAAUUCUGGCACUGAUUAUGACACUAAAAAGGAAAUGUCAUAUUUAUAUAUAAUACUAAUUAAUUAAACUUUGGUGAACUAUUUAUUGCAAAAACGAAUCAAAAUGUUUAUAAAAGGAAUUAGUAUUUUGUAAGGAAAUACCUGGUUUAUUUUUAAGAAAAGAUGGGGUUUAUUUUUUUUUAAUGAGAAAUGAUGUGUUUUUAAGGAUAUCCCCAUUGGCAUCAUCUUUCUAUGGAAUUUAUUCUUCCCUGAUGCAAAGUUGUGAAGUUUUUAGGGUGGGGUGAACUGAUGUCUGUGGGAAACUUGGCAGCUGAAGUGGGAAUUAAAUGAGGUUCAUUUUAA
Messenger RNA from Agelaius phoeniceus (red-winged blackbird), 1459 nucleotides. NCBI's taxonomy places the organism in Eukaryota, Metazoa, Chordata, Aves, Passeriformes, Icteridae. The record is from RefSeq and is a predicted model, not a curated record.